GCCUAUGCUCUCUGGCGGAGUGGGCUGCUGGCGUCGCCCAGGGCAACGGCGAUGGCGGCCAUGGCGGCCGGGCGGCUCUUCUCGCUGGAGCUGCUCGUGGACUGGGUGCGGCUGGACAUCGGGUUGUCACCGAGCGCCGGGGACCCCGCGGUAGCAUUUCGCCUACUGGACUUCCCGCCGCUGCUCGUCCUCCCGCCUGCCGCUUCUGGCCGGGAACCCCAGAGCGGCACCAUCGACUUCGGGCGCGGCAAGGCCUGCCUACUACGCCUGCGCCCCGCCGCCCAGCGUCGCCCGCGCCUGCGCGCCGCCCUGCUGCUGCUACCCAAGGCCCCAGCGUCUGCACCGAGCCUGUUGGGGACUUGCGAUGUCCUGUUGGUCGCCUCCCAUGGCCGACGGGGUAGAUUCACCUUGCGCGGCCCGGCGGCCGAGCGCGUCGGGGAAUUGGCACUCUUCUACCGUCUAACCGACCUGGGACGCUUUCCCUCGGGGGCUCCGGAGCUGCAGGACCCGCUGAGCCCUGCGAGUAUCACGGGUUCCGAGGCCCUGGAUGAGUGGGAGACCUCGAAGCCAUGCUCCAAAGAAGGCGCUGUCAGAUGCCUACAGUGUGCCUCAAAUGCACACUGCUUGGAGGCCUCAGAGGCAUGCACCAAGGGUACCAACAGCUGGUCUGCAGGAGAUUCAGAUCCCUCAGCUGUCCAGAAGUCCUGGGAAGAAGCAGUCUUACACAGUAAGGCCAGCUCUGGGGACAUGGCUUCUGCCCCUAGUUCACCCGCUCCCAGAGGGAGGACUGUCAGCCCCCUCAGCCCAGAGGUCACGGAGCUAGACUUUGAAACUAACAUCUUUUGCCCUCCUCCUCUGUACUAUACUCACCUGACUCAGGAAAAGACACCCCCUGCCAGGGUUGAAAUCACUAUCGAGCCUCAGAGAAACGGACCUGAGGAGAUGGAUAGCAUUUUCCCUGACACAAAACUUGUAGGUCCUCCCAUACAUCCGGUGAAACAUACAAGAUCUGCAGCGGGGGAGAGCCCUCCAGUACUUGUAAAUCAUCCACAGAUGCAGGGUCCAGGUGCAGUCAAUGAGGUUGCAUGUCCCCCUCAGACUGAACAAAGUACAGCCAAUGCAAUAAGACAGCUGCCGCUGUUGAAUGCUUUGCUGAUUGAGCUUUCCUUGCUUUGUAACCAGCCCGUGGCAAGUCCCACUCAGGUUCACCCCCACUUAGCCUGGUUGUACAGAGGUGACGAGAAAGCGCCAGACCCUUCGGUCAAGACUACAUCUCUGCCAGAAUCAAAGAGCAACAAACUUUCCGUUAGAGGAAAUGAAAAGCUCGGGAGUGUUCCGUCUAAAAAGAACCCUGAUGGUAAACGUUCAGAGAUCAGUGGUAACCCUCCACCGAGGGUUACAAAGGGGAAGCUGCUUUAUGGCUUAACAAAUACACUAAGACUGCGUUUAAAGCAAACAAACCCUGACAUGCUGGCUGUACACGAAAAGAGAGAGCAGUUUAGAAAAUCACAAAUACAAGCCAUGGGGCCAAAAUGCCGAGUCCAGCCAAGGAAAGGGAAAGCACCAGGCUUGGCAGCACAAAGCCAGAUGCCACCACAGCCCCCCCAGGAUAAGCUUUCGGGCUCAAAUGGGUCUUUUGCUGAAGGUAGUGAUACUUCAAGGCAAAUCAGUGCAUGUCUUGAUGAGUCAAGUACAACUAAAGAAAUGAAAUGGAGCCAUGCUGUUAAAAAAGAAACCGUUGAGCACAGUGAAAACAGAAGCAGCAACGCUUGCUUGGAAGCAGGUGGGUGUCCUGCAGAUUCCGUUAUUCCAGAGAGAGCUCCUCACUCAAAUAUUCUGGGAGGAAUGUCAGAAGUACAAGUCCAAAGCCCAGGGCUUUCCCGACAGGAUCCUACUGUUGACAAAACUGUAGAUGACGGGAAAGAUGCUAGGCAAGUCAGAGGCGCAGACGUUGUGACUGCUGAUACAGGUGACAGCAGACCACCCAGUAGAAACAGUUCUUGUGUGAGCAUCUCAGAGCUACAGUACCAGGGUGAGUUUGCCAGCCCUUGCUAUUCUGAAGACUUCUGCAUGACUGAGAAUAACAGCAGAAGUCUGCUGGCUCCCAGCUCCAGCUCAGGGGCAGAACAUGUCCACCAUGGUUCCCAGACAAGCAAGUCAAGCGAGGCUCGGUUGUCCACAAGGAAAAGCCGCAGUGGAGUGAGCCCUGUGCUUAGCCCUCCCUUCUCUGCUGGCUCGCCGGUGUGCUCACACAAACGAUCUCUUGUACUGAAGACUCCCCACAGGAUUCUGGAGGACACCUCCAGUAGCUCCACCAGUGACUUUUCAGCACAGUGGACAAAUGAAAAGGAGAACCAGGCAGACUCUCUGAGUGCAGGUAGUUCAAAGGUCAUGGGGACAGGUUGGGACAGCUCCACUCGGCUUAAAGUAGGAGCUGGUCGCAAGUCCUCUGAGAAAAGCCAGUCACCGAGGACAUCUCAAGUGAGUUCUUACGAGCCAUCAAAUUUGUCCGAGCUAGAACUCAAGGGCUUAGACAACAGUGCAUCAGCAGACUUCCAAGAAGAGGAAGAUGACCUUGGGUCACUGAAUAUCUCCAAACAGUGCAGAGAUAUCUGCGAAUUAGUAAUAAACAAACUUCCAGGAUAUACCGUGUGAAAGUAUGCUGCUUUAGAAAACUAGGCUAUAACUGAUGAGUGCUGAUACUGAAGAGAUGUAAUACUCAUACUAAACCUUAGUAUAUAACUUAUGUGGUAGUUGUUUUAGGAAAUGUAGAUAGUUUGUCAUUGAUGUUUAGUGUCUUUUCCUUCAAGCUGAUUAUACUCUCAAGUUCCUGUUAAACUUAUGAAUGAUUCCUGUGUAAGAUGCUUAAGAUUAAAAGUAUGUCUGUGUACUCUGUGAAA
This is a messenger RNA of Mesocricetus auratus (golden hamster), 2900 nucleotides long. It is a transcript of the gene Map10, whose product is annotated as microtubule associated protein 10. Gene Ontology annotation, biological process: cytoplasmic microtubule organization; positive regulation of cytokinesis; mitotic spindle midzone assembly. The record is from RefSeq and is a predicted model, not a curated record. Gene Ontology annotation, cellular component: mitotic spindle midzone; cytoplasmic microtubule; centrosome. The coding region runs from base 52 to 2655 and encodes 867 amino acids. Lineage: Eukaryota; Metazoa; Chordata; Mammalia; Rodentia; Cricetidae. Gene Ontology annotation, molecular function: microtubule binding. The transcript has a single exon.